Molecule: messenger RNA, 3488 nt
Organism: Spirodela intermedia
Lineage: Eukaryota; Viridiplantae; Streptophyta; Magnoliopsida; Alismatales; Araceae
Source: the annotation of a GenBank genome assembly
AUGAGGCUGCUGUUGUUGUUAGCUCGUAAUCAAUUUUUGUGACCUACGUUUAUUGUUUUAUAUUCGAAUGUUCCUGGAUUUAUUUAUUUUGGCGGCUCAUCAAGCUAAUCCAGAUGGGUAAGCUAUCACGAGUCAAAUGUCUGAUAAGCGCGUUGCAUCCUCAACGAGGAAUGUGUUGACUUAUCCAAUUUGCUCUUUUCUAAUAAUUAAGCCACCUAUUUAGUCAGUAUUUUUAUGUUUAAAUGUAUUUUCUUCACACCUGCUUGCCCAAUGUUUGCAUUCCGUAUUUUGUAUAUGAUUAAAAACCGGGGUGGGAAAUUUGAACGAUAUUUUUCUCGCAUUCAUUUAUUUUCAUAUUUUACCAGAGAAAAUAGUUUCCAAGUUGUUCGCGAAGCAGUUUUUAACGUGGGGGAAUUUCCGUGUAAUAAUAAUAAUAAUAAUAAUAAUACUAAUAAUAAUAAUACUAAUAAUAAUAAUAAUACUACUAAUAAUAAUAAUAAUACUAAUAAUAAUAAUAAUAUAGUACAGUGGCACCAAAUAAAGUACAAAGCCUGGGGGAAUAUUUCGGAAUUUCCACAUCAUUUCGUAUCACCCCUUUUAUUUUCAAUAUUUAUUGUCAUAACCCUACCCCGGCAUUUACCCACAUUAAUUAUGAACAUUUUAUCGCAUGCUAAAAAGUCAUAAUAAUGCCAUCAUCCUAAUUUUAAAAUUAAAUUUAAUAAUAUGUCAUCAAAAUAAGCGUAGCCUGUUGUUUUAUCGUGAAUAAUCGAUCAAUUGAUGAACAUAACUUUUCUUUUUUAACUACUCAUUCAAAAUGUGUUGCGGCGUCUUGCUAAAUGUUGUUAAUACGGGUCUAAGCGGGCCAGGGACGAGCAGGCCCAUCUACCCAUGAAAAAAGCCCAAAUACGGAAAUAACCGGGCCGAGCGAGGAUUCGGCCAGGCCGACCCGUUAGCACUAGUCCGCCGAUAAAUCUUCGGCGGGAACACAAAAUCGUGGGUCGCCGGAGGGAAUGAAGGAGGAGCGAGUGGCCAGCGACCGCGGCGGAUAAUGGAAUGCGGGGUCGGGACACGGCGGCGGCGAUCCACCGGCUGCGGCGAGUGGAGUGGGUCCUGAAGCUGGACAAUGUCGCCGGCAUCCGCGUCGUCGAAGGCGUGGUGGAGCGCCGUUCGCGCGCUUGCCUCCGCCUGGCCCUGGGAGGUUGAUCACGGGGAGGAACCAGAGACAUCAGCCUUGUCGCCGGCUUCUUCGCCGUCGUGUUGGUCCGCGAACGCUCAUGAUUCGGAUGCCGGCGGGAGGGCUUUCUCUCGAGAUCGACCUCAUGAAAGCUGCAUUGCGGGAAACAGUACGGCGACUCGAGGUAGACACGAGCGGGCGAGGAGGGAUGGUGGUGAGGGAUGUGCAAGUGGAGAGUGUCGCCGAUGGCGAGCAGAUGACGGACGAGUUGGUAAGGAGGGCGGAUAUGGCGACCACUGUAUAAUUUUAUUAUUUUUCAUUUGUCCUCAUUUCCUGUCCGGGACGUCGUUGGGUAAUCGAUGGUGCUGUUAAGUAAACAUGUGCGAUUUCUGUGAAUUUCACAAAGUCAUAUGUCUAGGAUUGUACAGUUGAACCACACUUCCUGCUUAGCACUGCCAACUUAUGCGCAUUCUUUCUGGAGAGUUUGUUAGACACAAGGGCCAUUAUGACACUGUUCGCAAGUUUGGAUUGGAUCCAGAAAUUGGUUUUAUAUGGAUUAGACCUGGGAACUUGGAGGUUAUACCCUGUUUAAGCUGACUCGUAUUUCACCCAUUUUGGAAUCCAUUCCAGCCAGCAAUAUGAGCUACACAUCAUCAAUUUAUUUAUUAACUGUUUUUUUUUCUUAAUACAGAUCUUCCCAAACUGCUGUUGACUGGAUAAUUGCAAAACCCAUUACCAUGUGUGUAGGAAUUGGAAGAGAAGCUCUCUAGUUGCCCUUCCAUCAGAUUUUUAGGAUGUCCUAUCUUUGGUGCUUUAUUAGUGAAAAGUUUCAUAGAUUGUGGAGAAGAUUGAGUGACACCUAGUGACCACAGAUGUUCAGAUUGAAGAGAGAACAAAUGGUGCAGAAAUGAUGCCCAGAAACCGCAGGCGCCUUCUGUGGAGAAGAAUUUUCAUCUCAUCUUCUGACACCCCCUAGGUUAAUGCUAUAAGGGAUACAUGCUUAGUGGACUCAAAGGUGGCCCAAGUGGGUACAAGGUCUAAUGAUCUCAAAAGACCCUUACUACUUCCCAAUAUUUCUCAACACUCCCCCUCAAGCGUUGCAUAUAUGUCAUGUAUGCGUAAUUUACUUGGUACAGAAUUUAGUUACUCUCUCAUGAAACCUUUUGAAGACACAUCUGUUGCAUGAUUUCCAAAGUGACCAUAGGAAAUACGAAGACCUCCAGAGUCAAGUUUCUCCUUGAUAAAAUGACACUCUAUCUUACUAUGCUUGCAUCUAUUGUGUUGGUUGGAUUAUUAACAAUAUUUAUUGAAGCCUUAUUAUCACAAUAAGACUUCCCAGAAACAUUUAAAGCUUCGUUGGAGGACAGAUAUGGAUACGAAUAUCUUGAAGAAGUAGUUGAAGCCAGUGUAGCUCAGUCAAAUAAUGUGCUAUAACUUUGUAUUCUGCAUCAGCGCCAGAGCUGGUCAUAAUUGUUUGUUUUUUACUCCUCCAUGUCGUAAGAAUCCCUCCAAGAUAGGCACAAUGACCUGUAGUAGCAAUUUGCAAGUGGUGAAAUUUGGAAUACAAUAUAUACCUCCGCUUGCAUAUAUAACUUGAUGUACAAUAGAAUUUGAUCCACAGUUUUCAUAUGGGAGUCCCUUGGAGGAUGAACGAUUUGACUGACUACACUCACGGCAAAGGUAAUGCCAGGUUGAGUAAAGGUUAGAAAGAAAAGUUUACCAACAAGCCUUGAUAUAUGCUGUUGUCACAAUCAGAGAGAAGUAUGCCUUCUUAUUCAUGCAGGUCAUGAUUUACAUUGACAGGAGUUUCAGUAUGGUUCACGCACUCGAGUCUACUGGUCUCUGGUAAAAGAUUAAAUGCAUAUUUUCUCUGACACAUGCAAACCCUUUCAUUUGAUUCAGGCACUUCGUUGCUAAGGAAGUACCUGAGAUUAUCAAGACAUUUUGGUUUCAAAUUCCUUAGUCCCUUUAUCUUUAAUAGUUUAAUCUCUGCAUCAUCACCUGUGAUCAUUGUAUCACCAACAUAAACUACUAGGAUACAAAGCCUUUCUUCUUGCCAUUUUGUGAACAGGGUAUGAUCACCACCACUGCUCUCUCUAUAGUUGAUAGUGAUCAUGACUCAUCUAAUUUUUUUUCAAACUAGGUUUGUGGAGAUUUCUCCAAGUAGUACAGAGAUUCCUUCCUUGAGUAGGGUAGCCAGGUGGGCACUGCAUAAUAAUUUCCUCUUGAAGGUCUCUACUCAAGAAGGCAUUUUUCCCAUCAAAUUGGUGGAGGUUCCAUUGAUAUUGAUCAGCUGGUGAAAAGAUAUCCCUAA